AUAAACAUCGUGUGCUGUGUUAAUUUAUGCUUAUAAAUAUUGUUUUGUUUAAAACAUGGAUGAUAUUUGCCGUCUAUGCUGUUCUACACAUUUUGUAAAUAAUUAUAUUUUUGACGAGGAGAACGCUUUAUUUUUAAAAAUGUCUCUAUAUUUGCCAAUAAAGGUGUUUAAAAAUGAUCGACUACCUCAGAAGAUUUGUGACAAGUGCAGUUGUAAAGUGAAUGAUUUUUACCAAUUCUGUAAUGAAACUAUUGAAGUUCAAAACAGAUUAAAGGGCAUUUUGUCAUCAUCAAAAAUAGUCACCAAUGAUAGAUUGGACUUCACAAUUAUAAAACAAAAUGCCAACUCACCACCUCCUCCUCACACUUGCCACCAGGGCACACAGACAGAACAGCAAGGAGACAUCAACAGUGAACCUAAAAUCAAAACUGAGCCAAAAACAUUACCACCGGAAAUUAAAAAGGAGUGUGAUUACUUUGAAAUAGAUGACUUUGCACACAUAGACAUACAUUCAGAUAACAGUGAGGAAGAGUUCCUUAUUGAUAUUAAGAAAAAGAAGAAAAGUAGAAAAGACAAUGAUGACACUAGCAAUGGGGUAAUAAAAGCUAAAAGAGGGAGGAAAAGGAAAACAAAACAAAGCGAGCAGGAGCUCGGUUCACAGUCUAUAGCAAAUGGACUCGCACUGAUCAGUGAGGAGUCUGGAGUCGAUUUAGAUCUCGUCAAGGAAGAGAUAGAGAUGAGGCCGCAGGAGCUGGGGAAGGUCUUAGAUAGUAUUCAAGGGCUGAAACCAGAGACUAGUGGCGAUGUAUUUUAUUGUUGCAUGUGCUUCGCCCAGUGCAGCUCGAGACUGGCAUUGUUGAAACAUUACAAAGAGCACGGACGCAAGUGCGAGGCGUCGCAGGAGCCCGCGCCGCCGCCCGCGCCGCCCGGCGACGCGUCGCGCUGCCUGCGCUGCCAGAAGGUGGUACCCGCGUCACAGUGGUCGGAGCACUGGCGGCGACACUUUGCACGCGACACGCAUCCCUUCCGCUGCGCGCUUUGCGAGGUCACCUACCGCGACCACCAUCGGAUACUGAAGCACGGUCUGACGCACGACGCGCACGAGCUGCGGCGGGAGGAGAGCUCGCGAGCGGCUGUCCCGCGCUUCGUGUGCGACGUGUGUCCGGAGGGGUUCUACUACAUGAGGUGCCUGCUGGCGCACCGCACGCGCGCGCACCCCGAGGCGGCGGCCCGCGCGCUGUCGCUGCGCUGCGGCGUGUGCGCGCGCAGCUUCGCGCACUCCAACUCGCUGCGGCGCCACGCGCGCGUGCACUCGGGCGAGCUCAACUACCUGUGCAACGUGUGCGGGAAGGCGCUGUCCUCGCGCGAGCACCUCAAGUUCCACAUCCGCAUCCACACCGGCUACAAGCCCAACGUCUGCAAGGUGUGCGGGAAGGGUUUCGUGAAGAAGUGCAACCUGAAACUGCACGAGCGCGUGCACUCCGGGGAGAAGCCGCACGUGUGCUCGCACUGCGGGAAGGCGUUCUCGCAGCGAUCCACCCUCGUCAUACACGAAAGAUACCACAGCGGCGCGCGGCCGUACGCGUGCUCGCUGUGCGGGCGCGGGUUCGUGGCGCGCGGCCUGCUCACCAUGCACCUCAAGACGGCCUGCGUCGACGUGCCGCGAGCGCGCCCGCCGCCGCCGCGCCCGCCCAAAUUAAGUUCGCGUUGAAAGGCGUGGCGUUAGGAUAAUACUGUCGACUGCUAUUAAUUAUGUAUAAACCAACAAGUUGGAUUGUUUUUAAUUACAAAUGCUAUUUCUUUGAAGAAUAAUACAAAUACUUUCUAUAUAUAAUGUUGGUACGUCUGAAGAGAACGCGUUCCUACUGAACGAUCACUCCGAUAGAAGUAUUAGUCGAACAGUAGAGAUGAGGGUCCUCCUGACUGGCCUAGGCCAGUCUGGGUACGGGCCUCGGGGUUGCCCCCCCUACCCGGGCUGCUCCUCCCCGACGGUUCAUCCGUCGUGUCGCUAUAUUUUGGCCCAGAGGGCCAGGGUCGUCAUGACCCAGUGGCUGCUUGUCCUAUAUGGUUUUUCAUCGUUUACGGGUGUUAUCGUCCUACCGUGUCUCCAGAUCGUCGUCGUCCUCUUCAUCGAUGCCCGCAUCGGAGGAAAUGGUCGGCGACAGUAGGAGCUCACGAGGUAACGGACGCCCCUCAGGUGGUCUGGCAUGAAGCGGUGCUAUACCGUGGAGGUGCACGCUCGCACUGCUAUCCGUCUUUGCGAAUAGCGAGCGGGCGAGCUUGCGGACGAACUCCUCCACGGUGGGCGUCCUGGUGUCUCGGUGAAUGACGUCAUUCCUGACGUACCUCGGAGCUCCUACAAUCAAACGCAGGCAUCGGUUCUGUUGGAUCUGAAUCCUCCGCUUCUGGUACGCUGAGCAGAGUGCGCACCGUAGACCCUCAGUCUGGUCUUCAUAGGAAGCCGCGAAGUGAAGAGGGUGUACAACUUAGACCGGGCAGCCGCGGCAUGACUCACCACCUUGUUAACGGUGGGUAUCAUGCGCAGCCUGCGGUCCAAGUGACACCCCAAGUAGCAGACUGAGGUCUGCCACUCCACGUCCUGGCCUCGGAAGAUGAGCCGACGCAUCGGCUUGUCAGCACCGACAAGCAGAGCGGCCGUCUUACCAACGUUGACAGCCAUCCUCCACUUGUCUAGCCAAUCCGGUAUCAGAUCCAACCACACACGCUGCAUACUGUUAAUAGCGACGAUCUAGUGGUAGGACGACGAGAAAUAUGCGCUGUCGUCCGCGUACAGGGCCAGCAUCACGUCCUCUUCACCGUCUCGCAGAUGGUCGCGGAGGGUGGGGAUGUCGUCCGUGUACACCGCGUAUAAACGCGGCGACAGACAGCUACCCUGGGGUACUCCGGCUCGAAUGGGGCGCGGUUGGGAAUCCGCGCCUUCCACCGAGACAUAAAAGCUUCGGCCUUCCAGAAACGACGCCACAACUCGCACAUACGUGAGAGGCGCCAAAAAAAGUCGAACAGUAUAUUUGUUUUGCUGAUAAGUAUGCUAGGGCUCGAUAGAUGGCGCUGUAUUUGGGUUAUCGAUGAUAUCUCUGAAUAUAUUAAUAUGGAUACAAUAUUCACAAUGUAUCUUGGUUUAUUGCCAACAUUUUUUUUUCCAGCCUUUUGCCGUCCACUGCUGAUGCUCCCCCAUAGAACGUCAACCAUCCCGAUCUAGGGGCAGUCCGCAUCCAUCCCGUACCUGCCACCUUUUUUAAAUCGUCGGUCCAUCUUGUCACAGGGCGUCCUACACUACGUUUGCCUAAGCGUGGUCUCCACUCUAACACGUGUCGGCUCCAACGACCAUCAAUGCGCCUGGAGGCAUGAUCAGCCUGACCUUCCACUUCAGCGAGCUAAUUUUACGCGCGAUGUCGGUGACUUUAGUUCUCUGGCGAAUGUCCUUAUUGCGGAUUCUAUCUGCCAGAGAAACCCGAAGCAUCGCGCGUUCCAUUGCUCGCUGAGCGACCUUAAAUUUGUGGACUAGUCCGUAAGUAAGUGUCCACGUUUCGGCACCGUAAGUCAUUACAGGUAGGACGCACUGAUUGAAGACCCUGGUCUUAAGCGACUGGAUCGACGAUUCAAAAAUAUGACGUAACCUCCCGAAUGCCGCCCAGCCCAAACGUACUCU
Molecule: messenger RNA, 3670 nt
Organism: Nymphalis io (European peacock)
Lineage: Eukaryota; Metazoa; Arthropoda; Insecta; Lepidoptera; Nymphalidae
Product: endothelial zinc finger protein induced by tumor necrosis factor alpha-like
Exons: 10
Coding region: 56-1711 (551 amino acids)
Biological process (GO): regulation of transcription by RNA polymerase II
Cellular component (GO): nucleus
Molecular function (GO): DNA-binding transcription factor activity; zinc ion binding; RNA polymerase II cis-regulatory region sequence-specific DNA binding
Source: RefSeq, a predicted model, not a curated record